AUGUGGUAGAAUUUCGACAAGCAUUUGCACACACGACUUGUAGUCGCUCGCGUUGCAGAGUUGAAAACCGUUGGCAUGGCAGCUGCGCCGGUUGGCCUAGCAACAUUACCGAGCAGCUAACCAGCUAACCUAGCAACGGUCAGCUCUCGAGGAGGUGACAGGAGAUCCAGGGGGAAUGGAUGAAUUUCCUGUGAGGACUGUGGAGGCACUAUGUCUUGGGACCAGCCUGGCACUCUCUGGCAUCUUCUACUAUGUCUACCGAAAGAAACGGAAGACAGUGGACAAACUCAAUGAUGCUCCACACCUGACCUUAGAUGGAAAACUCACAGACAUUUUGAAUGUUACUCCAGGGAAGUGUCUGCAGUAUGUUGUCAUCGAAGGGGCAGUACAACCAGUAGGAGAGCCCCUAAGGAGUCAGUUUCAAGAUGGAAGCGUUGGAGUGGUGCAGAAACUCAUGCUGAGAGAACACAAGUUGGUAUGGAAUGGCCUCGCUCGCACUUGGACAGACAGUGAGCGAGUCCUGCACCAGAGAGUGAAUGCAGUGCCCUUCAACCUGGUGGGAUCAGAUGAAGCGACAGUCAGGGUCCUGUGCCCUCUGGAGGCCUCAGGGUUGGACAUGGAGAUCAUUCAUGAGAAAUUCCACCAGGCCACUUACGGCUUCACUGACAUCAUCGGACAGUACCUCAGUGGGGAGAAACCUAAAGGGCAGCUGGAGACGGAGGAAAUGCUCAAGGUGGGUGCAACUCUUACAGGUGUAGGUGAAUUGAUUUUGGACACAGACCGUGCACUCAAGCUGCGCCCCCCUACUGACGGUUCAGAGUAUUUCUUGAGCACAGCAGACUUUGAGACCCUGCGGGUGGAGCAGGAGAACCAGGCGGUUGUGUGGCAGGUGUUGGCCUCUGUCUUCGCUCUGGCAGGGGCCGCAGUCCUCCUUUGGGUGGGUAGACGCUACUACCGCAAGCUCAGGGUGCGCUGGGAGCAGGACCGGCUGAGGAGGGAGUUUGAGAGACUGGAGGCUGGAGCACAAAGGGUGGGCGUUGUGUCGGCAGGCUCCGAGGCCUCUCAAGAUAUACCCAUCGAGAAUGCGUGUGUAAUAUGCCUGAGCCAGCCACGUGGCUGCGUUCUGUUGGACUGCGGGCAUGUGUGCUGCUGCUUCAGCUGCUACGAGGCUCUUCCACAACGCACGUGUCCCAUAUGUAGGCAGAAUAUCAGGAGAGUGGUACCUCUCUACCAGGCCUGAGGCAUCUUUUACGAAGGCUUUGUUACUGUCGUGACCAUCUUACCUCACAGGACCUUAACCACUGCAAAAACUAUCCUUUCUACCAGCUUUACAGGUGUGAAGCUCAUGUGUGAAGCAGAGGGUAAUUCUCUUUGGUGAUCUACUUUAGUUAUAACAACGGUUUCCAAUACUCUUUAAAGUAUAGGUCUAAAUAAAAUGUGAAAUACAAAGAUAGAGUAUCACUUUUUGAUCCCUACAUAAGUACAGUACGUUUUGAUGCUGUUGUUUUAUCUCAAUUGUAAAUGUGUCUAAUUACUGGCAAAAAAAAGUACUUGGAAAGUGUGUAAAUAUAUACAAUAGAGAUAGAUGUUUAUUUUCCUACAUGUUUGUUCUGUGCCUUAAUUUUGUUAAUUUAAAUAACUGCUGCUGUCAUGGAGUGAUUGCAUAUAAUGGGGCUCCUUGAUGCGGGUGAUAAGGAGCUAAGCUUUAAUUCCAGUUAGCUUCUGCACCAGUUAUUCAUGAAUCAAGCAAGAAAAUCACAGCACCAAGAAAGUGUUUGAAUCAUUAAAAAUAAGUGAAAGAUCUUGGUUCUGUGAUGCUUGUGGGGGGUACAAGUACUGCUACAUGAAGUAGUUCAGUAUUAACAUUUACUGAAUACGCUACCCAGUAAUCAAGGACAGGUGAUAAUGUGCAAACUGUUUGUUUGUUGGAACAGUCAGGUCAAUAAAGCAUCACUUUUUAAACCCUG
Molecule: messenger RNA, 1967 nt
Organism: Myripristis murdjan (pinecone soldierfish)
Lineage: Eukaryota; Metazoa; Chordata; Actinopteri; Holocentriformes; Holocentridae
Gene: mul2
Product: mitochondrial E3 ubiquitin protein ligase 2
Exons: 6
Coding region: 176-1240 (354 amino acids)
Biological process (GO): protein ubiquitination; organelle organization
Molecular function (GO): ubiquitin-protein transferase activity
Source: RefSeq, a predicted model, not a curated record